Molecule: messenger RNA, 1643 nt
Organism: Coffea arabica (coffee)
Lineage: Eukaryota; Viridiplantae; Streptophyta; Magnoliopsida; Gentianales; Rubiaceae
Product: F-box protein At4g00755-like
Molecular function (GO): protein binding
Source: RefSeq, a predicted model, not a curated record
UUGCAGCAGCCAAGGAAGAUGGAAGUAAGUAAUGACUUUAUAGAAUGGCUUGGUGCCGAUUUGUCCGUAAAAAUCCUCAUGUUCCUGGAGGACCCUUCUGAUCUUGUUCGUGUUAGUGCUGUCUCCAGUUCUUGGCGCCAAUUCAGGAAAAUAAAAGAGUUUGAGCACUUGUCUGUCAACUCUUCUCUCUGUGUGAUCAAAGUAAAGAAGUUUAUGUGCAGGGCGGCAAUCUGUGCCUUAUGGUGGGGGAAAAAUAAAAGAAUUUGAGGACUUGUCUGUCAACCUUUUCUGUGUUUGAUCAAACUAGAGAUAUUGAGGUGCUUCACAGCUGUCUGUACUUUUAUCUCUGUUUCUUUUAAGGGCUUUUAACCUUAUGCAGUGAUUGUGAAUGGAAUAUGCAAGCAACUCUGUUUAAAGAUGUUUCCUGAGAUGUCCACUGUUACUCAUGCUAUUGAAAUUAGCAACAUGAUAGAACCUGUGGAAUCCAGGACCAAUGAGCCUAUUGAAUGGGCAUGUCUGAAACGGGACCAUAAAGUAUAUGCAUUUUUGGCUCAAGGUCUUGCCUCCUUCCCAAGAAAAGAUUGCUUGUCUGAGGCACUUGGUGCUUCAAGCACUGACAAUUACCCAGAUGAAAGCAUUCAGAAUACCCUGGAACCAAGUGACAGGAUUGGUCAGAGAGCUUCUUACUGGUCGAGCAAGGGUGAAAUUGAUUCUGCAGUCCCUGAGACAUUAACGUAUAAAUUGAUGGCCAAACUCUGUGUGAUUACUGAAAUCCAUAUUCAACCAUUUCAAGUGUACUUUCAGUUUGGUUCCCCCAUAUAUUCAGCGAAGGCUGUAAGAUUUUUGAUGGGGCAUUCUAUUGCUGGUAUGGAAGCACAAAUGGAGGGAGAUGUGUCUUCAGCUGCACAAGAAUCUUCUCAUGAAAAAUUUGUGUGGACGUACGUUUCACCAGAAUUUCCGAUGGCUCAUGAGAAUUGUUUGCAAAAGUUCAAGCUACCAGAACCUGUUCUCUGCAUCGGAGGGAUUCUGCAAGUCCAGCUAUUGGGUAGAGUGCAGAAACAAGAAAUAGAUAGUUUGUAUUACAUAUGUGUUUCUCAUGUUGAAGUUGUUGGGCGACCAGCCACACCGGCAUUUGAUGUUGAGAUAUUGGAUCAAUCUGGAAAAUGCAUGUUGAGGCACAAUCCUGAACAGCAUCUUUGUUCAAACAACAGAUCUCCUCAGUGUGAGUCGAGCUGUCCUCCUCGCAUUCACAGGUUUGGUGCAAGUAUAAGAGGUUGGGAGCACAUGAUCCUCAACACAUUACUCGGUGCUAGAGGGAUUAUGGUAAAUGACUACGACUACGACGGCGAGGACGAUGAUUCAGAUGACCAGUAUAACUAAGUGCUUCUGCUUCUUGCUACGCUUUCUGGUUUUCUUUUGCUCUGUUCCUGCUGCCUUUCUGUAAGCUCUGAAGCACAAGAUAGAAUGUGUAACAUAGUCUCCUCCCGUAAGCUCUGAGGCACAAGGGAGAGUCCAGAGAAUUUACUUUGAAGAUUUGAGCUUCAUUCUGCCAUGAAGAAGACGAAAAGCUUGUUAUUGGAUCCACAUCAUGAACCAUCCAUCUGGUUAAAAACAAAUAAGAAAGCUGCAAAAUUUGCCUCCUC